AGCAUGGCACAUAUACACGGUUACAUGACCAAGGAGAGUUUCUCAAACUGACCACAGCCCCUGAGUCACGGGUGGUGUGUCACUUCUUCGUCGAGGGCAUGGCGAGAUGCCAAAUAGUUGAUGCACAUCUGCAGAUCCUUGCGAGGAAACACUACAACACUAAAUUCAUUAAGUUCGAUGCUACGGAAUGUGGAUUUUUGGUGCAGAAAUUGGCUUUGAAGGUGCUCCCAGCCGUAUUCUGUUUUGUGAAUGGAGUGGUAAAAGAAAGGAUCGUUGGCUUCGACAGAUUCAAAGGCGGGGACAACUUCAAGACUAUGGAAUUCGAGAUGUUGUUGUUUGAAUCUGGGGUGUUAACACGCGACAAUGACAAGUCAUUCGCUUCAGCGUAUGUUUCUCGGCCGGCAAAAAACAAGAACGACUCCGACGAUGAGUUCUAAGUUUCGGUUAUGAAUAUCAUAAGCGACAGAAAGUGAACUGAGGGACAAAACGGAAUAGGAAGCAAUAGUCAGAGAACUGAAAGUUAUAGCCACCCGGCGGACAUAGAUUUGAGUAGAUGAAAUAGCACAUAUGAAUUUGAGAGAUGAAAUCGCAAGACGCACACAGUUCCGCAACUACCUCAUGUGUAUCGCACACUGGGCGCUAUUAUACCAUAUACCUCCUUCUGUGCGGAGAGUAACUUCCUCCUAAUACGCAGGCGGGUGCUGAGCACGAAUAGAGCCCAUUACUUAUGUAACAGAUGAACCUUGUCGAUUACGUCAAGUGGUGCAUUUCUAAACUACUCAUGCCAGUAUCUACAAAAUGGAAAGCUGGAAAGAAUGCCAAUCUUGCCAGGAGCAAGCAAAGUUGGAAUGUCUCAUGCACUGAAAAGGUCUCUUUUCAUUUAUUAGCUGUAUGUCAUAAGGGAACAUUAUUAAAAAAACAUGACCUGUCUGCUCGAA
Sphaeroforma arctica JP610 is the source of this 938-nucleotide messenger RNA. RefSeq lists its product as hypothetical. The record is from RefSeq and is a predicted model, not a curated record. NCBI's taxonomy places the organism in Eukaryota, Ichthyosporea, Ichthyophonida. Gene Ontology annotation, cellular component: cytoplasm. The coding region runs from base 99 to 437 and encodes 112 amino acids. The transcript has 4 exons.